AUGAAAUUACUCAUUCUUUUAUCAGUUAUUACUAUUGCAUUUGCUAAUAUUGAUUUACAAUCUAAAUGGGGCGAUCUAUGGCCAUUUCAAGGAAUAGCUACAUUUGCUCAUUUACAACAUUUUCCAUGUUUAAUUAACAAUAAGGAGAAAUUUGAUAUUGGUUUGAUUGGAGUUCCAUUUGAUACUGCAGUUUCAUACAGACCUGGAGCUAGAUUUGGACCAAGGGCAAUUAGAGACGCAAGUCAACGACAAACUAGUUUAAGAGGUUUUAAUCAUCGAGCAUUAUUUAAUCCAUAUAAAUCAUGGGCCAAAAUUAUAGAUUGUGGAGAUAUACCAGUUUCUCCAAUGGAUAACUCAUUAGCAUUCAAACAAAUGGACGAAGCAUUUGAAGAAUUAUAUUCGAAACCAAGUUUAGAUAAUGAAAAUUUGCCUCCUCGUUUCGUUGCGCUUGGUGGUGAUCAUUCAAUUUUAUUACCUCAUAUUAGAGCGUUACAUAAAAUCUAUGGACCUUUGAAUAUUUUACAUUUUGAUGCUCAUUUAGAUACUUGGUCUCCUGAUAAAUAUCCAAGUUAUUGGAGUUCAGAACAAAGUGAGUUAAGUCAUGGAUCUAUGUUAUGGAAAGCAUAUGAGGAAGGAUUAACUACUAAGAAUAAUGUACAUGCGGGAAUACGUACAAAACUAGCAGGUUUAGAAGAUUUUAUAGAUGAUGAUUUACAAAGUUGGUUUAGAAUUGAGUCGGAUGAUAUUUGGAUAAAAGAUAAAGGUGCAGAUUGGGUGAUUGAAACUAUAUUAAAAAAGAUUCCAAAGGAUACUCCUACUUAUAUAUCUGUUGAUAUCGAUGUUUUAGAUCCUGGUAAUGCACCAGGGACUGGGACAAUUGAAAGUGGUGGUUGGCUACCAAGAGAAUUGAUUCAUGUAUUACGUGGUAUUGAAGAUUUGACUAUUGUAGGUAGUGAUGUAGUUGAGGUUGCUCCUAGUUAUGAUCAUGCUGAAAUUACCGCUACUAAUGGUGCUCAAGUUGCAUUUGAAUUGUUGACAAGUAUGGUUAAAAAGGGACAACUUGAUACGAAGUUAAUCAAAAAUACAAAUACAAAUACAAACAAGGCUACAAAUGUAAAAGAUGAACUUUAA
Molecule: messenger RNA, 1131 nt
Organism: Insectozyma verbasci
Lineage: Eukaryota; Fungi; Ascomycota; Pichiomycetes; Serinales; Debaryomycetaceae
Source: the annotation of a GenBank genome assembly